Molecule: messenger RNA, 1352 nt
Organism: Medicago truncatula (barrel medic)
Lineage: Eukaryota; Viridiplantae; Streptophyta; Magnoliopsida; Fabales; Fabaceae
Product: probable ADP-ribosylation factor GTPase-activating protein AGD15
Exons: 9
Coding region: 164-946 (260 amino acids)
Molecular function (GO): GTPase activator activity
Source: RefSeq, a predicted model, not a curated record
UUCCCGCUUUUGUCUCCUUCUCUGUCGCCACCAACCACACUUCCACCUCUCAAUUAUUCAUUUCUUCCUCUCACCAACCUAAACUCAAACCCCACAAUUCGCAAAAACUCUCUCCCUCUUUUCAUCUUCCUUUCUCUCUUUCUUUGCUUUUCCUUCGUUGUGCAUGAUACCUACGUACCUUGUGUCUUACGUAACCACCGAAGGUUUUGCAAACAUGAAUGGAAAAGCUUCUGUUUCUAAAGAGCUUCAUGCUAAACAUACCAAGAUCUUAGAAGGACUUCUUAAGCUACCUGACAACAGGGAAUGUGCAGACUGUUGGACUAAGGCACCAAGAUGGGCUAGUGUGAACUUAGGAAUUUUCAUUUGUAUGCAAUGUUCCGGGAUUCAUCGGAGUCUUGGAGUGCAUAUAUCAAAGGUGAGGUCUACAACUUUGGAUACAUGGUUGCCAGAUCAAGUUUCUUACAUGCAAUUUAUGGGCAACGUGAAGUCAAAUAAGCACUGGGAAGCUAAACUACCACCAAAUUUUGACAGAAAUGCAUACGGAAUCGAGAAGUUUAUCCGUGCCAAGUAUGUCGAGAAAAAGUGGGCUUUACAAGGUGAGCUACAAUCAGCUUCAAAGUCAGCUGAUAUGAUGUUUGAGUUCAAAGAUUUACCAGCUGAUGGGGUCAAGAGUGGUAUUAACAGAAACAGAAGAUUGUCGCUUGAGGAAAGCAUUCUAGUGAAUCAUAUGGCACAAGUUCGGCCUCCAAUAGCAAGAUCUCAUGAGGCUCCUGUAAAUUUACAAGUGAAGAUUAAACCACCAAUAAAGAGGCCAUCAGCAUCGGUUGAUUUUGAUAAGCCCGUUGGAAAUAGCAAAAGUGCCGUUGAUCUUUUUAGCAUGCUUUCCACUGAUGCCGAUAAAACGAAUAUCUCAACUACACCUCCUAGCUGGACAACGUUUGAUUGACAAGGCAUGUGAGUUGUUUAUAGAUUUGUGGAGCUAGCGUUUUGGAUAGAUGUCACAAGAUUACGGUUGCAGACUUUCUUGCGAUGUUGUACGAACAUCGAACUGCAUUGAUCUGGUUUAUGGACUAGUUUUUCAAUCAAGGCAGACUUCAACAGCAGGAUGUAAAUUAGGCUCUUAUCUGCACCCCCUUUGGAGUUGAUAUAUCACAUAGCUUGAGGUAGUCAUUACAAUGAUUUGAUUGUCACACUUAUUUCUGCAAUAGCCACUGAUUCAGAUAGAGAAAGGGAUCAAGGAAAUCAUACAUAUUUUUUUAUUUUAUUUUCUUCUUUCACAUUGUCACUUCCAAGAAUUUGUGACUCAAGAGGUUGUACAUGAAAUAUUUCCGGCUUAAGAUUCAUGUUCUUUA